Laetiporus sulphureus 93-53 is the source of this 731-nucleotide messenger RNA. RefSeq names its product signal peptidase subunit. The record is from RefSeq and is a predicted model, not a curated record. The transcript is spliced from 5 exons. NCBI's taxonomy places the organism in Eukaryota, Fungi, Basidiomycota, Agaricomycetes, Polyporales, Laetiporaceae. Gene Ontology annotation, cellular component: signal peptidase complex; membrane. Gene Ontology annotation, biological process: protein targeting to ER. The coding region runs from base 13 to 546 and encodes 177 amino acids.
CCACAGAGCACGAUGCACACCGUCUACGCUCGGGUCAACAACGUCUCUGCGCUGCUCUCGUCCUGCACGAUGGCGCUGCUCGCCGCCAUCGCGCUCUCGUCGUUCCUCUUCACCGCGGACCCGAAGGGCUCGCUCGCCGUCGCCUCCGUGCAAGUGUUCACCGGAAACACACGGCGCUAUGCGACGAAAAAGCAGGAGCUCGCGUUCGUGAACUUUAACCUGACAGCCGACCUCUCCCCUCUAUUCAACUGGAACACGAAGCAGCUCUUCCUGUACGUGACGGCAGAGUACACGAACCGCCAGGGGGUCACCAAUGAAGUCGUCAUAUGGGACAGGAUUGUUCGCCGUAAAGAAGACGCCAAGAUCGAAACGGCGGGCCGCAAUAGAUAUACUUUCCGCGAGAUGAGCACGUCUUUCAGGGACACGCCGCCGGCGAAUUACUCUCUCAAGUACAACGUAAUGCCGUACGUCGGGGUGCUCACGUACGGCGAGGCGGCACGGACGCUCGACGCGGUGCCCUUCCCGGCGCAGCACGAGCUCUCGUAGAUAUUGUAUGUUGCCCUCGAAACGAUGUACGCCGCCGAGGCAGCAUGGCCUGCUGGACCACGCGGGUGGUCUUUUUCUUUCUUUCUUUUUCAUUUGCGCCGGCGCGCGUUGGAGAAUUGUUAGCGUCCAAGAAAAAUAUAACGGCCGUUCCCGCAACGCAUAUGGCCUGGCGUGUUCUGCUCAGC